This is a messenger RNA of Symbiodinium natans, 1026 nucleotides long. NCBI's taxonomy places the organism in Eukaryota, Dinophyceae, Suessiales, Symbiodiniaceae. The record is from the annotation of a GenBank genome assembly.
AUGAGCGCGCUCUUCAACAAGAUCGAAGCAGUUGGAAAGAAGAAAGACUUAGAAGAGGCCAAGGAGAUAGAGGACAUAGACAUGUCCCAGAUCGAUCCGUCAGCAGCCGGGGAGAAGGUGGUUUGCCCUCGCUGCAAGAAGGACGUGCUCAAAGAUCAUUUUGAUUCGCACAUGACCGCCCAUUCCAGUGAGAUUCUUCCAUGGCUUUUCCUGGGCGGCAAGCGGAAUCUCGAGAACGACCAAGAGAUUACAGUUCGAACCAACAUUACUCACGUCCUCAACCUGGCUCAGGAGGUCAACUUAAAGGCUGACAUAAAGGAGAUAGCUACAGAAUACAAUCGUGAGCGAGAUCUUCCUUUCGUGUACAAGAAGCUGAAUUUCGGCGACACCCCGGAUCAAGAUAUCCUGUCCGAGCUGGAGAGCGCAAUAGAGUUUAUCCAUGAAGCCCACUCUUCAAACGAGCGGCACAACGUGCUUGUCAACUGCGUACAGGGCAUCUCCCGAUCUGCUUCGGUGGUGCUUGCUUAUCUCAUGAAGUACGAACGCAUGAGCCUUCGGGCAGCGUACGACCAUGUUCGCGAAAGACGAGCAGUUGCAGAUCCCCGCAAGGAGUUUCUGGAUCAACUUGCGGUCUUCGAGUGCAAACUCUUCGACGUGGACAAGCCUACGUUGACUGGGGCCAUCGUCUUCGAAGGUCGAAACUUGCUUAAUGUGGACGAUGCGACACCAUUGUCGCAACCAUGUCGCGAACCACCCAGCACCAGUGCACCAGCGAAGGAGCAAAUCGUGACCGCGGAUCCGCAGGCAGAAAGUACUUUCAUCGAAGAUAUCUCAAAUAAGCCUGCAAGGGCUGCGGCUACGUCGUACGAAUCUGUAUCAGAUUGGUACACGGACGAGAACCCAGCAGACAGCCCAACCAAGACAACUUCUGAGUGGUACUUGGAUGGCAAGCCGCGGCCAAGCACACGCACGUCACAGACGGAAGUCCAUGUGAUGGAUGAGGCGACAGUGCAGCCGCAGAGCUAG